Molecule: messenger RNA, 1889 nt
Organism: Capsella rubella
Lineage: Eukaryota; Viridiplantae; Streptophyta; Magnoliopsida; Brassicales; Brassicaceae
Product: protein sip5
Exons: 9
Coding region: 493-1713 (406 amino acids)
Cellular component (GO): cytoplasm
Source: RefSeq, a predicted model, not a curated record
AGCAACAAAAUAUACAAUUUUCAUUACACACAGAACUUGUUCUAAUCUCUCUCUCUCUCUCUGUUGUUCUUUUUUUCUUUUCUACGAAUUUUAUAUAAUACGACAGAGACACACACAAUUCACAAAACACUGUGUAUUAUUUAUCUUUGCUUCUCUCUUCUUCUUUCUCUCUUCCUUCCUUCUCUCUCUACAGAGUAAAGUUCUGAUCGUGUCUCUUAUCGUUUAUCCAAAAACCCUUGUUUGAUCUCCUUUCUUGUUUUCUUCUGCCCCUCUCAAGAUUUUUGUUUCCUCCCAAGUUUUCAGGUUACGGUGAAGAUUGUUUCCAAUUUUAAAGCAUGUACCUUUAGGUUAGCAAAUUAGGCCUUUUUGUUUCUCCAGCGGGUAGAAAGGACUUUCAUUUUAUUUGUUACUUGUGAGAAUUAGUCACAUAAUCUCUGCUCUUGUAAAGGUAGGAUAGGGUUUUACUAGUAAAAAAAAGAUUGCAACUUUGUGAUGGGUAAUAAGUUAGGAAGGAAGAGGCAAGUGGUGGAAGAAAGGUAUACAAAGCCACAAGGUUUGUAUGUGAAUAAAGAUGUCGACAUUAAAAAGCUCAGAAAACUGAUUGUAGAGUCUAAGCUUGCUCCUUGCUAUCCUGGAGACGAUGAGAGCUGCCAUGAUCUUGAAGAAUGUCCUAUUUGUUUUCUGUACUAUCCUAGCCUCAAUAGAUCAAGAUGUUGCAUGAAAAGCAUUUGUACAGAGUGUUUCUUACAAAUGAAGAAUCCUAAUUCAGCUCGGCCUACUCAAUGCCCAUUUUGUAAAACACCCAAUUAUGCUGUUGAGUACCGUGGAGUAAAGUCAAAGGAGGAAAAGGGCAUUGAACAAGUUGAAGAGCAACGGGUUAUAGAAGCCAAGAUAAGGAUUAGGCAGAAGGAAAUGCAGGAUGAUGAAGAGAAAAUGCAGAAACGUCUUGAAUCAUGUUCCUCUAGCACAAGCGCAAUGACUGGCGAGAUGGAAUAUGGUUCAGCUUCAGCUGUAUCUUAUAAUUCACCCAUGGAUGAAGGGGAAACUGCUUCAUCGCAGAACGCGUCAGCUGUUAGACAGCAUUCUCGUCCUCGGGGAAACAGGGAUGACGAGGUUGACGUUGACCUUGAAGAGUUAAUGGUAAUGGAAGCAAUAUGGCUCUCCGUUCAGGAAACUGGGACGCAGAGAAAUUCAGCUUCAGGGGAAAUGACUUCUUCUAGGCAGUAUGAAACAGAAGAUCAUAGUUAUGUUUCUCAACCACCACCAAUGGCUUCAACUGUAGAACCAGCAAUGCCGUCUUCAUCAUCAUCUGGUGGGAUUACUUGUGCAAUCGCGGCACUUGCUGAACGCCAAAUGGUUGGCGAAUCCUCCAAUCACAAUCACAAUGUCAACGUUUCCUCAUACAGUAUGCUUCCUGGAAACUGUGACAGUUACUACGACAUAGAACAAGAGGUAGAUGACAUUGGCAACCAUCAUCAUCAUCAUCAACAACAACAUUACCAUAACAACACCGAGAUGGGAGAAACAGGAAGCAGCAACAACUAUGUAAGUUCAUACAUGACCGGCGAGAGCUUCCACAACUUUCCUCCUCCUCCUCCUCUUGUCAUUGUUCCAGAGAGUUUUGAGGAGCAAAUGAUGAUGGCUAUGGCUGUGUCUUUAGCAGAGGUUCAUGCCACAACCACAAGUGCAUCAACUGAAGUUACAUGGCAAUGAAUAGGGUAAUAAUGGAAACUCAUGGGUCUGGAUGUGAUGAUUACCUUACCUUAAAUUCAUCAUAUAAAUGUCUUGUUCCUAUAGGAAGAAAGAAAAGAAAAGAAAAGAAAGACAGAUGAGAUGAUUUCAAGUUUUAAUAGAAAAGGGUUGUGUUCAACCUUCUUUAUGUUGUUAUA